Molecule: messenger RNA, 1755 nt
Organism: Hevea brasiliensis (rubber tree)
Lineage: Eukaryota; Viridiplantae; Streptophyta; Magnoliopsida; Malpighiales; Euphorbiaceae
Exons: 2
Coding region: 86-394 (102 amino acids)
Source: RefSeq, a predicted model, not a curated record
UCCUCAAACUGGCUUUGAAUAGUACUAUUCAUGGACUAAAAAUAGUACUGUUCAGAGCUCAGAAAUUCAGAACGUUACAAGGAGGAUGGAAGAGAUCCAAAACUCAGACUCAAACUCUCUACUGGCUUUUUUGUUGGGAGAUCUAGUUCUUGCUUCUAGUCUUGAUUCCGAUAUUGAUUUACCAAUUGCUCUUUGUAAAGAUUCUAUCCAUAUUCCCAAAACUGUUAGUGAGGCAUUAUCCCAUCCCGGUUGGUGUGAUGCUAUGAGAGAGGAGAUGGAGGCUCUAGAGACUAAUGGUACAUGGUACUUGGUAUCUCUACCUAUCGGAAAGAAGGUUGUAGGUUGUAAAUGGGUGUUCACAGUAAAAGUGAAUCCCAAUGGAUCUGUGGCUUAGUUAAAAGCUCGUCUUGUGGCAAAAGGAUAUGCUCAGACCUAUGGAGUUGAUUACUCUGAUACUUUUUCACCUGUAGCUAAACUUGCUUCUGUUCGCUUGUUCAUUUCUUUAACAGCUAUAUAUGAUUGGCCCUUAUUCUAGUUGAAUAUCAAGAAUGCUUUUCUUUAUGGUAAUCUUCAAAAAGAGGUACAUAUGGAGCAACCACCUAGGUUUAUUGCUCAGGUGGAGUCGGGCAAAGUUGCAGGCUUCGCAAAUCUCUUUAUGAUUUGAAACAAAAUCCUCGAGCUUGGUUUGGAAGAUUUAUUGAUGUGGUACAAUAGUUUGGUAUGCAAAAGAGCAAUUCUAAUCAUUCUGUAUUUUUUAAGCAUUCUGAAAGUGGUCUAAUCUUACUUGUGGUAUAUGUUGAUGACAUUAUCAUUAUUGGAAAUGACUCUGCUGGCAUUUCAUCACUUAAGUCAUUUCUUCAAACUCAAUUUCAAACGAAAGAUUUGGGUUUGUUGAAUAUUUUUUGGGCAUUGAAGUUUCAAGAUGUAAGAAAGGCAUUUUCUUGUCUCAAAGAAAGUAUGUCCUUGAUUCAUUGGCAGAGACUGGAAAAUUAGGUGCUAAACCAUGUAGUGCACCAAUCACUCCUAAUGUUCAGCUUACAGCAGGAGAUAGUGAGCUAUUUGAUGAUCCUGAGAGGUAUAAGAGAUUGGUUGGAAAGCUAAAUUAUUUGAUAGUGACUCGUUCAGAUAUUUGCUUACUCUGUUAGUGUUGUGAGUCAGUUUAUGUCUUUCUCUACUAUUACUCAGUGGGAAGCUUUGGGACAGAUAUUGUGCUAUUUGAAAGGUGCUCCGAGUCAUGGUCUUUUGUAUAGUAAUAAUGGUCAUUUAAAUGUUAAGUGUUUUUCAGAUGUAGAUUGGGCAGAAUCAAAGAUUGACAGGAGAUCAACAAUAGGGUAUUAUGUUUUUGUUGGAGGAAACUUGGUGUUGUGGAAUAAGAAACAGAUUGUAGUUUCUCGUUCAAGUACUGAAUCAGAAUAUCGGGCUAUGACACAAUCAGUAUCUGAAGUAAUGUAGGUGCUUCAGUUACUGGAUGAGGUUAGUCUUAAUGUUCUAUUACUAGCAAAAUUAUGGUGUGAUAAUUAAGUAGCUCUCCAUAUUGCUUCUAAUCUUGUGUAUUAUGAGUGAAAUAAACAUAUCGAGAUUGACUGUCACUUUAUUCUAGAGAAGAUUCGACCGAAGGUUGUCUCAAUAGGGCAUGUCAAAACAGGAGAGCAAUUGGGAAAUAUUUUUACAAAAACUCUAAAUGAAGCUCGAGUUGACUACAUUUGUAGCAAGUUGAGCAUGAUUAACAUCAAUGCUCCAACUUUUAGGGGCGUG